Rotaria sordida is the source of this 306-nucleotide messenger RNA. The record is from the annotation of a GenBank genome assembly. Lineage: Eukaryota; Metazoa; Rotifera; Eurotatoria; Philodinida; Philodinidae.
AUGGUACAGUCACAUGUUGAAGUUUCAUUAAAUCGAAAAGUAUCACUAAGCACCAUUAUGACAUAUGGCAGAAAAGAAAGUGGUAUUAGAAGUAGAAAAACUCAUGAAGUAACAUCUCAUGAUAGUAACUAUACAGCCUCUUACAAAGGACGUAUCACUAUUCCAUCUCGAAGUUUAAAAACUCAUCUUAUGCGAAUUGAUAAUAAUCGAUUAAUAUUUCUUGAUGAAAUAGCUAUUUACAGUAAUAUGCCUCCUCAUCGAACGCUUGUUGCUCCAGGACAUCAACCAUUAAUUAUUGUUGAUUAA